Molecule: messenger RNA, 838 nt
Organism: Bufo gargarizans (Asiatic toad)
Lineage: Eukaryota; Metazoa; Chordata; Amphibia; Anura; Bufonidae
Product: protein shisa-like-1a
Exons: 4
Coding region: 11-658 (215 amino acids)
Source: RefSeq, a predicted model, not a curated record
ACAGAAGGUAAUGGAUGCAAAAGAUAAUGUUGCUUGCGGUUUCUUUGUAUCUUUCUUCCCACCCCACUGCUCCGGCAAACAAUGUCCACGGAAGGCAGGAACUCCUGAGAAGAUGAAGAGGCUGAAUCCGGCUAACCUGCUUCGCUUGGCUGUGCUGCUCCUCAAUUAUCUCUGGAGAGCUUCAACUGUUAAUGUGCGCACAUGUGAGGGUUACCCAGGACAGGGUGAUGUGUAUCACUCCGGCUUCCACUGUCCGCGAUUAACUGACUCUCAAGAACAUAUGUACUGCUGCUGGCCUGGAAAUGACUCCUUAAAAUACUGCUGUAUGCACGAAGAGUUUGAAUCUGUGAUGAAAGUCAAUCUAUCAGAGAAGCUCGCCACAUACAUUUAUAGGAGCCCUCUCCCUCUGCUUGGCAUUGGCUUCUACGGACUCUUGAUCCUUUCACUGAUGGUUGUAGAUUUCAUCUAUUACUACAGAGUCAAUAAGACUUCUUUCUACAACACGUUGAGUCACACGUGGAUCGGGAAGCAUCUUAUCCUUCCUCUUUUCCAGAGAAACCUGGAAGACGGCAUUCAACAAAGGAACAAAGGUGUUACGGCAAGGAUGACAGCAGAUGCCAGACAUGACGAGAACAGACCUUUAGAAGCCAAUGUGUGAGGAUGCUGCGGGGGUUGAUUCACAAUGGAUUGCUGAUAAACAUUACCCUGCUCGCCACAGACAAAGGACAUAUUUAUUUCACAAUAUGACAAUCAGAAGCUUUACGAAGACACUUCCUUUUAUUCUGUUUGUACAAACAUUACAAUGGAUGGUUGCUUUAAACAAUGUACUACUCUCACA